Leptonychotes weddellii (Weddell seal) is the source of this 1223-nucleotide messenger RNA. The record is from RefSeq and is a predicted model, not a curated record. NCBI's taxonomy places the organism in Eukaryota, Metazoa, Chordata, Mammalia, Carnivora, Phocidae.
AUGGCAGUGUGGGAGAGUGGCCUGGAGCAUGAGUGCUACCCCUCAGGCGGCUCCAGGGCCACCAGCGUGCGCUGUCCUGCUUAUUUCUCUCUGCCCACCCACCGCCCUGUGGCCUGGCCUUUGUGCUGUCAGCAGUGCUCGGGCACAGAGGCCUCAGCAGUGACACCCGUGGCUGAGCUCCUACAGGGUCCGGCCACCACUGUUGCCUUUUCAAGAACGGGGGAGUAUUUUGCUUCUGGAGGUUCUGAUGAACAAGUGAUGGUUUGGAAGAGUAACUUUGAUGUUGUGGAUUAUGGAGAAGUCCUGAAAGUGCCCAGGCCCCCAGCCCCGCUGGCCACGUCCUCCGGGAAUCUGCCAGAUGUGGAUUUCCCCGUCCCUCCCGGCAGAGGCAGGAGUCAGGAGUCGGUGCAGAGCCAGCCCCAGGAGCCCAUCAGCAUGCCCCAGACGCUGACCAGCACACUGGAGCACAUUGUGGGCCAGCUGGACGUCCUCACCCAGACAGUCUCCAUCCUGGAGCAGCGGCUGACGCUGACAGAAGACAAGCUGAAGCAGUGCCUGGAGAACCAGCAGCUAAUCAUGCAGAGAACAACACCGUGAUCAGGGGAGCAAGAAUCAAGAGCUCGCUCGAUUUUGGGGGGUGGCAGGCUGGAGAUUUGUACUAUGGGACUUGGGUCAAUAAAUCAAGGGGAUUCAGCUCUAUGGGACUCACAUCUGUCCCUGAGCCCCUGAGGUUAUGCCCUUCUGUCCCCACCCGCUCUCUGCCCCCGGAGGCUUGCCACCUGCCAGUGGAAGGCCCCCGUGGGCAGGGCCCGCACAUGCAGAGUGGCCUACGUUUGGUUUAAUGUGAAGGAGUCACUUGAAAAUGUUUGCUACCUCGGAGUCCUAAUGGGCCCGAAGGUCACAGCUCCCCCCGGCUGCUUCACGGGGGUUUGACCCCCUCUCUGCCUGAUGCCUGGCUCUUCCCACCCACGACAGCUUAGCAGUGGGCUGCCCAUUGGAUGGUGAGUCAGGAGUUUUCUCUUAAUCUGACAAAAGGCCCAAUGUGGGCCCAUCCGAGUCAGGUUUGUCCAGGAGCAAGCACUCGGGGGGGUGGGGGGGUUCUGCAGUGUGGCCUUGAUUCCUGCUCCACGUGUGUUCACUGGGGCCCGGUGGCUUCCGCCUCUGUAUGCAUGAGGGUGAAGGAAUCUGAAAUUAAAAUGGACUUUAUUGAACUUGUCAUAAAA